This is a messenger RNA of Sinocyclocheilus anshuiensis, 2259 nucleotides long. RefSeq names its product zinc finger protein 697-like. The record is from RefSeq and is a predicted model, not a curated record. NCBI's taxonomy places the organism in Eukaryota, Metazoa, Chordata, Actinopteri, Cypriniformes, Cyprinidae. Gene Ontology annotation, biological process: regulation of transcription by RNA polymerase II; embryo development. The transcript has 3 exons. Bases 96 to 1685 code for a protein of 529 amino acids. Gene Ontology annotation, cellular component: nucleus. Gene Ontology annotation, molecular function: RNA polymerase II transcription regulatory region sequence-specific DNA binding; DNA-binding transcription factor activity, RNA polymerase II-specific.
ACGUGGGAGGAAGUUCGUCUGAUGUUCUAUGGUGUCUCUGCUGUAUCCUCAGUGUCCAUUGCGAUCAAAACACUGUCCCAUCUGCGUUCUUCAGCAUGAACCGAAAGAGAAACCACUGCUAUAUGGAAACAGGGCCGUCCUCGGAGUCCCAGGCCGCCUUUAUGGACAACGCAGGGUCCUUCAGCCGAUACGAGGAGGAUUUGUCCGAGCUCGAGCCCGACGAGCAGCUGGUGUGCUCGGUGACCGAGAUCACGGAGCACCUGGGCAGGAACAUCACGGUGGUGCUGGAGUCCGCGCUGUCCAAGAUACGCAAGCUGGUCAGCGUCCGGAUCAGAGUCCUAAAGAUGGAGCUCCGCGAGAAAACCGACGAGAUCGAGCUGCUCAAAGCCAAGCUGGAGCCCACGGAGAAAGACGGGAGGGGGUCUAACUCCAGCAGCCUGGACUUUAGGAAAGCAGAGCAUCAACCAGGCCAGAAACACGGCGCCGACCCGAAGAAAGCCAAAACCGGGACGCCCGUGGUGAAGAAGGAGAACAUCAACGCGAUCUGCGACUAUCUGAUGAAAGAUAAGAACCAGCGGGGUGCUGCUGAAGUGGAGAGCGACCACAGCAACCAGGCCUUUGGGUCCGAAGCGCAGCCGCACGCGUCUCUGAGCCUGUGGACGGACAGCGGAGCCGCGGACACCGACACCGACGCUGACACAGACAUCUUCAGCAUGCUGCCGUCCGCCAGCAAGCGCAUGUAUGACUAUGAGUGGAUUUCAGGAGUCGAGCUCAACUCUGCUGAGUUUAAAGGUGAUACUGAAACAAAAUGUGAAGAUGUUCCCACUGUGGAUGACGAGGAUGAAACCGAAGACUCUGAAGGAGGAAGAGGAAGUCUGAGGUCAGUGUCUGACCAUUUUCCUCUGGACACUCAGGGCUCCCCGCAGGAAGACAGGAGCAGCCCGGCGGAGGACAGUAUGGACAGAAUGGAGCCAGGUCAGCAGUUCUCCUCUCACACCUUCAUCUGCCCCUUCUGUGGAACUCUUUGCCCUGACUCCUCUUUCCUGGAGGAGCACAUCAAGCUCAUGCAUCACGACGAGAACACUCUGCAGUCGGCCCCGGGCGGUUCUUCCUCUCGUGGGGAGAGCGACUCGGGCGAGGCGGGCCGAGCUCUGGGAGGCACAGAAAGACCGGUUGGCCGGGGCGCACGGGAGAAGAAAGUGGAGGGCGGAUAUGAGUGUGGUGACUGUGGACGUCAUUUCAACUAUCUGGGCAACCUGCGCCAGCACCAGCGCAUCCACACUGGCGAGAAGCCCUUCAUUUGCCCCGAGUGCGGAGAGCGUUUCCGGCACGCCGCGCGCCUCAAGAGCCACCGCCUCAGCCACAGCGGAGCCAAGAGCCCCUUCCCCUGCCCGCAGUGCGGUAAGGGCUUCCCAGUGCUGUCUGGACUGAAACGGCACCAGCGUGUGCACACAGGAGAGAGUCCCUACGCUUGUCCCCAGUGCGGACGCAGAUUUAAAGAGCUGGGCAACUUAUACACACACAUGCGCAUUCACAGCGGCGCUACGCCCUACUCUUGCUACCAGUGUGGGCGGAGCUUCAGGCAUCUGGGCACAUAUAAGAGUCAUCGCUGUAUGCCGGCUACACAGUUAGCCAGUGGCCACAGUCCAGCAUGGGCGCAGGAAGACAAGGUGCAAACUGGGUAACAGCUGAGUGACAGAUGUGUACAAAAAGUGGUUUGUUACUUCCUCGACUGCUGGUUCAGGAUCCAUUUCAAGUCCGAGAAAGAAGCUCGGCCGAAGAGAGAUGUGAGAGAGAGGUCGUUAUGACCAUAAAACAACAUCAGGUUUCAUCGUAAAUAUGAAGCUGUAUGAAUAAGGACAUCUUUCUCAUUCAAGUUAGUUAACGUCAUCUUUAACGGUAACUUGCUGCUUGUUAAAUGUUCGUUUUUUGAAACAUUUUGCAAUAACUUCUUCCAGCGUCAAACAUAAAAGGUGUUUGAGUGUCCAUAUACAGUAUUUCAAGACUGCACUAAAUAUCAUUUGAUGUGUUUUACUUGUAAAUUUUUUUAAAUUCGGACUUUUUGCAAAAAGUGUUUCUGACUCUGUUUAGAAGCAGAUAGCAGGGCCCCAGGGCCGGAUUAACAGAGUGAAAUAUGCCUUAUAAAAACUAAUUCAACAAUAGCGAAUCUUUUAAGUUAAAUAAUUAUACAUUAAUAAUGAUUCAACAUGACAUUCCCUCUUCCACCCUUACAAAAAAAAAAGUACCAUGAUGGGAGAU